AUGUAUCACCUUGAUGAAGCGACGGCAUUGAGCGUGGGCAAGUCCGUGCUGAAUGGAGCGGUUAGCUACGCCAAGUCCACCAUCGCGCAGGAGGUGGCUUUGCAGCUGGGUGGCCAGCGUGAUCAGGCUUUCAUCAGGGAUGAGCUGGAGAUCAAGAUGAUGCUCGUUUUCUUGAUGGCUGCGCACGAGGAGCGAGAUGAGCACAAGGUGGUCAAGACCUGGGUGAAGCAGGUUCGCAAUGUGUCAUAUGAUGUUGAAGACUGCCUUCAAGAUCUAGCUGUUCGACUUGGGAAGCCAUCUUGGUGGUUCUUCCUCCAAACACUGAUUGAUCGGCACCGAGUGGCCACACGGAUGAAGGAACUUAGAGCCAAGGUUGAGGAUGUUAGCCAGAGGAACAUACGGUACCGUCUCAUCAAGGGCACUACUGGCCCCAAGCCUGCAACUGGUGCUGGGCCAUCAAGCACUUCUGAUGCAACAAUGUUUGGCAUUGAGGAAGCAAGGAGGCAGAAGGACAAAGCAAAAGUCGACGAAAAAAAAGUCGACCUGUCCCAACUGAUCAACGAUGGUAAUGAGAAUCUUACAGUGAUAGCCGUGUGGGGAACAGGUGGUGUUCUUGGUCAGACCGUCGUCAUCAAAGGAGAGUAUGACAAUCUUAAGAGAAGCAAGAAGUUCGAGCUCUACGCUUGGAUCAGGAUUAUGCAUCCUUUCAAUCCACUGGAGUUCCUGCAUUGCAUUAUGAGGCAGUUCUAUGAAACUUCUUUUGAACAAGUGAAGAAGACACAAGAAAAGGCAAACAUCGGAGCUCAAAUGGGGGCCAUGAAGCAAGAUGAGUUGCUUGAUGCAUUUACUGAGCAUGUGAAUGAGAAGAGCUAUCUGAUUGUGCUUGAUGACCUGUCCACCAUUGACGAGUGGGAUGCGAUUAAGGAAUAUUUUCCAAACAACAAGAAAGGACGAUAA
Panicum virgatum (switchgrass) is the source of this 957-nucleotide messenger RNA. Its product is annotated as disease resistance protein RPP13-like. The record is from RefSeq and is a predicted model, not a curated record. The transcript has 5 exons. Gene Ontology annotation, molecular function: ADP binding. NCBI's taxonomy places the organism in Eukaryota, Viridiplantae, Streptophyta, Magnoliopsida, Poales, Poaceae. Bases 1 to 957 code for a protein of 318 amino acids.